Mustela erminea (ermine) is the source of this 6182-nucleotide messenger RNA. RefSeq names its product BMP/retinoic acid inducible neural specific 1 (gene BRINP1). Bases 473 to 2758 code for a protein of 761 amino acids. Lineage: Eukaryota; Metazoa; Chordata; Mammalia; Carnivora; Mustelidae. The transcript is spliced from 8 exons. Gene Ontology annotation, biological process: positive regulation of neuron differentiation; negative regulation of mitotic cell cycle. The record is from RefSeq and is a predicted model, not a curated record.
UCCCCGCCCGGAGACCGCGGCGCACUUGGACUUCCCUCUCCAUUCGCUGGCUGCCUCGCUCCCGGUCCCCACGGCUGCGAACUGAUCUGGCGCGGGGGGAGGAGGAAAGCGCAGGCGAGCGAGCGAGCGAGAGAGGGAGAGAGCGAGCGAGCCAAAGAGCAAAGCGAGAGCGAGAGAGCCGGGAGGCUGAGGGAGUAGUGACCGCCUUCCGGAGCUUGGAUUCAUGCCUGUCCUCGGGACCAGCGAAGGGGACUUUAAGGCUGAGUAUGAGCCAGGCUGCUAGGAGCCAGGUACCCCCACGCCUGCAGUCCCCGCGCCGUUCCCGGUAUGCGAGCUGGACGCCGGGUUCUCCCAAGUUCCCACCGAGCCGAAUAAAAAGCGUCCUCCCGCAGCUCUCCGCCAAAGACGGACAUUGACUCCAGGACUCCACAGAAUGGAGCAAGAAUGAGAGGAAAAAGGCCGGCAGAAAAGCAUGAACUGGAGGUUUGUUGAGCUCCUCUACUUCCUGUUUGUAUGGGGCCGUAUCUCCGUGCAGCCCUCCCACCAGGAACCAGCUGGGACAGACCAACAUGUCUCCAAGGAAUUUGAUUGGCUUAUUUCAGACAGGGGGCCUUUCCACCACUCCAGGAGCUACCUAUCCUUUGUGGAAAGACACCGUCAAGGAUUUACAACCAGAUAUAAAAUAUACAGGGAGUUUGCCCGUUGGAAGGUGAGGAACACAGCCAUCGAGAGGAGAGACCUGGUCCGCCACCCGGUGCCCCUCAUGCCAGAGUUUCAGAGGAGCAUCCGCCUGCUUGGUCGGAGACCUACCACGCAGCAGUUCAUCGACACCAUCAUCAAAAAGUACGGCACCCACCUCCUCAUCUCGGCCACCUUGGGAGGGGAGGAGGCCUUGACCAUGUACAUGGACAAAAGUCGCCUCGAUAGGAAGUCAGGGAAUGCCACCCAAAGUGUUGAAGCUCUGCACCAGCUUGCGUCAUCCUACUUUGUCGACCGUGAUGGCACCAUGAGGAGGCUCCAUGAGAUCCAGAUAUCAACUGGAGCAAUCAAGGUCACAGAGACACGCACCGGGCCUCUGGGCUGUAACAGCUAUGACAAUCUGGACUCUGUGAGUUCCGUCCUUCUGCAAAGCACGGAGAGCAAACUGCACCUUCAAGGUCUUCAGAUCAUCUUCCCUCAGUAUCUGCAAGAGAAGUUUGUCCAGUCGGCCUUGAGCUACAUCAUGUGCAAUGGUGAGGGGGAGUACGUGUGUCAGAACAGCCAGUGUAGAUGUCAGUGUGCGGAGGAAUUCCCACAAUGCAACUGCCCCAUCACCGACAUCCAGAUCAUGGAGUACACGCUGGCCAACAUGGCCAAGUCUUGGGCCGAAGCUUAUAAGGACCUGGAGAAUUCAGAUGAGUUUAAAUCCUUUAUGAAGCGUCUCCCCAGCAACCACUUCCUAACCAUCGGGAGCAUCCAUCAGCACUGGGGCAACGACUGGGACCUGCAGAACCGGUACAAGCUCCUGCAGAGCGCCACCGAGGCCCAGAGGCAGAAGAUCCAGCGCACAGCCCGCAAGCUCUUCGGCCUCAGCGUCCGCUGCCGUCAUAAUCCCAACCACCAGCUGCCUCGGGAGAGGACAAUUCAGCAGUGGCUCGCAAGGGUCCAGUCGCUUCUCUACUGCAACGAGAACGGGUUUUGGGGAACCUUCCUGGAGAGCCAGAGGAGCUGCGUGUGCCACGGCAGCACCACGCUGUGCCAGCGCCCCAUCCCCUGCAUCAUAGGCGGGAACAACAGCUGCGCCAUGUGCAGCCUGGCCAACAUCUCGCUCUGCGGCUCCUGCAACAAGGGCUACAAGCUCUACCGCGGCCGCUGCGAACCCCAGAACGUGGACUCGGAGCGGAGCGAGCAGUUCAUCAGCUUUGAGACCGACCUGGACUUCCAGGACCUGGAGCUGAAGUACCUGUUGCAGAAGAUGGACUCGCGCCUCUACGUCCACACCACCUUCAUCAGCAACGAGAUCCGCCUUGACACGUUCUUCGAUCCGCGGUGGCGCAAGCGCAUGUCCCUCACGCUCAAGAGCAACAAGAACCGCAUGGACUUCAUCCACAUGGUGAUCGGCAUGUCCAUGCGUAUCUGCCAGAUGCGCAACAGCAGCCUGGACCCCAUGUUCUUUGUCUAUGUCAACCCCUUCAGCGGGAGCCACUCCGAGGGCUGGAACAUGCCCUUUGGGGAAUUCGGCUACCCGCGCUGGGAGAAGAUUCGUCUCCAGAACAGCCAGUGCUACAACUGGACUCUCUUGCUGGGCAAUCGGUGGAAAACGUUUUUCGAGACGGUCCACAUCUACCUACGUAGUCGGACUCGGCUACCCACCCUCCUGCGAAACGAGACUGGCCAGGGCCCCGUGGACCUGUCCGACCCCUCCAAGAGGCAGUUCUACAUCAAGAUCUCGGAUGUGCAGGUGUUUGGGUACAGCCUGCGGUUCAACGCCGACCUCCUUCGCAGCGCCGUGCAGCAGGUCAACCAGUCCUACACGCAGGGUGGCCAGUUCUAUUCCUCUUCGUCUGUGAUGCUCCUCUUGUUGGAUAUUCGGGACCGAAUUAAUCGCCUGGCCCCUCCUGUGGCCCCGGGGAAGCCCCAGCUGGACUUGUUCUCCUGUAUGCUGAAGCACCGGCUGAAACUGACCAACAGCGAGAUCAUCAGGGUGAACCACGCCUUGGACCUCUACAACACCGAGAUCCUCAAACAGUCGGACCAGAUGACAGCCAAGCUCUGUUAACCUGAGACUCCUUGCCGUGGGCUUUCCCUUUUGUUGUACAAACGUAACAGAACAAAGCAAAGCAGAACAAAACACAACACAAGUUUGUAAAAUGUAAUUAAUAUUCAAAGAAAAGGAGGAAGAGUCUUCAUUCGUUGGAAACGAAAACGUUCUAGCAACUGUAUAAAACCGUCGGGCAUGUUUGUUAUCUCUAUACUCUGUCAUGAAGAAGGGUCUCAGCCUUUGGAGGAGCUUGGAGGGGUUGCUUCUUAGGCCUCAGGUGCUGUAUUGUCGGGGGAGAAGGGGAGAGCAUAUGCAAUGAAUUGCCAAGAUCUCUGCUGUGCAGGUGCUAAGAUUAAACGCUAAAAAGAAAGAGAGAUAUAUGUAAUGUACAACCGACACUGCCAUUUUUCCUUGUGGGAGGAAAUGGACAUAGAUAAAGAUAUUUCUUGGGUUAUGAUUUCUUCCCUCUCUAUGCCUAAUUCCUUGUGGUUCUUUUGACUCAUUCUUGCACAGGGGUGGGGAUGCGAUGACCGUGCUAUCUUACCCUUCUGAAGAUGCGCAACAGCUGAAGCUGGUUGAAGCAGGGCAGUCAGGGGGUUUGCAGGGAAGAAACAGAUACAUCAUCACAGGGUGUGAAAACAAUAAGGACCCUCAGUUAUCUGCUGUCACACUCCUUGAUUUAGUUUGUGAAAUAGGCAUGGAGAGAAAAUGGCAUGCCCAUGGCCACACAUAGCUACGACCUGAAUAAGGAUUUGAACUCUGCCUUUGACCCCCUUGGCAGAGCUCCUCCUUCUAAAUCACACCAGCCAUUUUGUAGUUUCUCCUCCAGCUACACUGCCAAGGGAUGAAGCAUUUUUCCGUCUCAGGUUGUUUUGAUAGCUUUUUUUCUUUCAAUUGAAAAAACCCCUCUCAUCUACUUUCUCUAAAAAGCAAUGGUCUCAGAUUUCCUAGAAGUCCUUUGCAUAUUAAAAUUUUGUUUAAGUAAAAAUCAAUAACCACAAUAAACUAAAAUGGGGUCAGUUCUAUCAUGGCACUGCUCUACCAGGCAGACUUCCCCAAGUAAGUAUGGGGAAAAAAUGAUCCUUUGAUAAACUCAGAAUGAAUACACACACACACACACACACACACACACAAAACAUGUAUACACAAAUUAUAACACUGCCGUUUCCUUGGCAUCUAUGAAGGUGAGAGGCCUUGUUUUGGGACUUCGUAGUUAAAUUGAAAGGAGAAACUCAAGAAAGAAAAGUCAUUUCAGAGCACUCCUGUAGAGUAUUUGGGCAGAUACCAUUUCUUAGCCUUCAAGAUCUCUACGUUUAUCAUUUUGGUGAGGUGGUACUUGCUAGAGGUGCUUCUGAACAUCCAAAUCUUCGUUUCUAUAUUGUCAGAGAAAUAGGAUCACCAGUUUCAGGGUCAAAAGCAAAAAAUGGAAUUCCUCUGGUUUAAACUUCUGCCCAGUCCAAAUCUCCUUCUCACCAUCUUAGGGAGAUCACCGCCAUUUACCGGCUUGACCAUUCCAGCGACAGGAAGCUAAUUAGCUUUUCCACGUUCCUUGAAUUCCUCUUCUGCUGAAAGGGAACAAUAAUGUUCAUUCCAUUUUGUGUUAUAAAACAAAUCUAGUUAUUAGAUUGUUCUUCCAUACCUUGGCCAGCCUUUGCAUACCUUCCACUCCCUGGUUCCAGUUUUGGAAUGUGAAUUUCUCUCUCAAGUUAACGCUCUUCUGGAUACAAUACAAAGACCUAUCUCAGGGGUCACCACAGUCUGUGAUAAUACGACUCAAAGAUUACCACAUCCCUAAUAUAGUUUAGAAGUAAAGAAUUACCUAGUGUGUGUUUAUGUAUGUGUGUGUGUGUUGGCGGUGAGUUGGGGGGAUUAAGUCUUUUUUGGGGGGUAGUGGUAAAUUCCAACUUUAAUGUUCCAGUUUUUAGCAUGAAUUAGCAUAUAUUCUGAUAAUGACUUUAACAGUAACUUGCAUUUCACAUGCACACAGGUUUUUGGACCUCAGCUUUUGAGGAUUCAUUGUUCAUUUAGACUAGAAAUCCUUUCAUGCCAGAGAUCACAUCGCAGAUACUCAUCAAGUAUAAGAUUUUGUAGAAGGUCAGCAAACCAUCAAACAUCUCUUCAAUGCCUACUAGAUGAAUGGGGUAUGUCAGAGAAACAAAAAUUUGUAAGGACAAGGUCUAUACUUUUGUGCCACUCACAAACUAAUGAAAAAUACAGACAUAUGAACCAAAUUGAAAAAAUAAACAAUAAUUACAGUACACCAUGAUGAGUGCUAUCGUGGGGUCAGGCACACGGAGAGAAGCCCUGGAGAAGUUAUUUUCUCUCUUAAUGGGGUUGGCCAAAGCUUUACGUGGGCAUGUUUAUUCUGAGUGUUGAAGUGAAUCAGAGUUGGGCAAAUAGCAAGAAGAAGGGCCAAAGGAAGAGAAAAUGCAAAAUAUUUAUACAAAGGAUAAAUAUGCAUGGUAUAUUUGAGGGUCAGUUAACAGCUUUAAAACUGUGGUUUUAAAUGGGAAGCCUAACAAGGACAGUGAGGAUUUUAAGUCUGUAUGAGAAGUGGAAAUAAUGACCUGCUAAAUGGAUUUAAGACUGACCACCUCUCAGUGGCCUCUCUUCCUUUUUUCCUUUCAUCUCUACCUUCCAAGCACUUCAAGAACUCGUGCUAUAGGAACCCCUGUACUCGCACUUAACAGAUCACUAGGCGAUCUUUAGAGGCAUUAUGCUACUUAAUCCUUAAUCACAAUUCUGUUAGGGCCUUCCACCUGAGGUCAUUCCCAGACUUCACCAGUUGUAUGUGCAGAAAAGUCCUCUUCCCUUCCCCUUGAAAAUACUGACUGCAUCACUUCAUAUUUCAAAGAGAACACAGCAAUGUCCAAUGAUUGGAAAGGUCAGGAAAAUAGAGAAAUUUUCAAGGAGAGAGAAAGAUUCAGACAUCAAAAUAUUUAUUCAAAGGCAAAAGAAAAAUACUUUGCUAUAUAAAAGGACACAAAGUUCUGUGGAUUUUCCAAUGUCUCCUGCUUGGGUCUGGCCCUUUGAGCUAACAAGGUUCCUCUCCAGCUGAGAGGAAGAGAAGCCUGAAGCCUUCAACUGAGAUUUUAAUUCAAUUAGUGUCUUACCAAUUUGAUGCAGCAACCAAGGACCGAUGGUGUCUGAUUAAUAUGCUGAUGCUAAGGCAAAAGAGUGAACAGAAUGCCCAUUUGGAUAAGGCCUGGCAGCAAAGCGUGGCAUUGCCAUGGAAACUGCAGAAAGCCAUUAAUUAGCUAUCAAAUAAAAUCAUUGGAAAAUUCUGGACCCUGGCAUAUCUGCCCCCUUCAAAGAGGAGGGCAAGAAGAGGUCAUACUAACAGCAAGGCUCCCUUCAAUGAUUAAAAUCGUAGUUGUACACAUGUCGCAAAGUGGAAGAAGGAUUGGGAAGUAAAACAAAUGGACAUAAUGAAAGAAAAGAG